AUGCCACAAGUACUUAUAAGUGAUGGGGGCUCUCACUUUUGUAAUCGGACCAUAGAGGCACUACUUAAGAAGUAUAAUGUCACGCAUAAGGUUUCAACACCUUAUCAUCCCCAACCAAGUGGACAAGCUGAAAUUUCCAACCGGGAAAUCAAGCAGAUCUUGGAAAAGACAGUUGGACCAACUGGAAAGGAUUGGAGCUUGCGGUUGAAUGAUGCAUUGUGGGCAUAUCGUACUGCCUACAAAACACCAAUUAGAAUGUCUCCUUUUCGGCUCAUUUAUGGGAAACCAUGCCAUCUUCCAGUUGAGUUGGAGCAUCGUGCACAUUGGGCAGUCAAGACUUUCAACAUGAACAUUGAUGCCGCUGGACUUCAUAGGAAAUUGCAAUUGAAUGAGCUUGAGGAAAUUUGGACUGAAGCUUAUGAGAAUGCUCAUAUUUACAAGGAGAAAACAAAGGCUGCCCAUGACAAGAUGAUUUGUAGUAAAAUGUUUUCUGUGGCGCAGAAAGUGUUACUUUUCAACUCUCGCCUUCGUUUGUUUCCGG
This is a messenger RNA of Prunus mume (Japanese apricot), 541 nucleotides long. The record is from RefSeq and is a predicted model, not a curated record. Lineage: Eukaryota; Viridiplantae; Streptophyta; Magnoliopsida; Rosales; Rosaceae.